UUAAAAUCCCUGAUUACGAAUGUUAUCAUACAUCCAUAGUGAUAAGAUUAAUAGUAUGGGCAUAAAUAUCAUUCUUUAAACAGUACAGCGGCAGAAGUACAUUUGUAUUGAAAAUGAUCAUUUAUUUUAUCUUAACAUGUUUACUCUUGUGAAAGUGUUCUUUUGUCCGUAACAGUAUUGUUUUACAUACUUACGCCAAAUCAUGAUUAAGUGUUAAUUGUUUAGUAUACAAAUGAUAUUUGGAUACUCUCAAAUGUUGGUUACUCACUCAUCUAUAUAUAAAAGUGAUGUCAUGAAGUCAUUUUUAUUGGGAUAUUUAUAUUUUUAUAUUGUAAUAUAUCCAGUCAAGAGUUCAGAUUUGGUUACUUCCUGGGAGAUUUCAAAUAGCUACAUCAGUUUUGAUAACUGUACUCAAUGUAACGUCAAACCGCAUGUGUGUAACUGUUUGGAGGAUCGUCUUGCAAACAAAUGUCUAGUCUGCUGUUCUGAUGUUUCAUGCUGUUUCUGUUAUGAUUGUACUUGCAGGCAAAACAGGCAAUUGAUAAUAAUGACGCAGAUCGCCAUUUCCAUAUUGUUCACGUUCGGCUUCCUCGGCUUGAUCAUAAUUUAUUGCAAAAUAUGUAGUAGGACCAGACGACAAGUUACACGUGGAAGAUGCAUCGUGUUGCAAGAACAAGAACUUGAUAGAACGAACUGCAGUGUUAUAGAAGAUCUAAGGGAGAGACCACCUCCAUAUAACGAAGUACCUUACAGUGCUCCUCCUCUUUACACGUCUCCCUACAACAGGACGUCCAUGCAGGAAGCUCCACCGUCGUAUCCAGGAACUCCGAAACCGCAAGAGAGAUCCGAAGCCACCGAGCAAACGCUCUCGAGACAUUCCGUGUUCGUUGCUUCUUCCAUAGCUCAACACAUGUAAUGUGAUAUUUCUGUAGAUAUUAUAGGUAAUAAUUACCUACAUAUUUGUACAGAUAUGCUAUUUUAAUUAUUAUAAAAAGCGUAGAACGUCUAUAAAUUUAGCUUAAAAGAAAGUCUUGUCGUUUUUAUCGUAGUCAGGAACAGGAUAUCAUUUGCAUGCGAAGAAUCCUACGAGUUCUUCAAAAUUACCUUGUCAUUUUAGAAACAUUUUAAAGAGAUUUUUAAGAUUUACAAUUUUUUACUAGUCGCAAUAAAAAAAUACGUAAGUCUUUUCUUAUAAUUCAGAUAAACGCACGCAAUGUCGUAAUCGUUACAGGCAGUGAAGGGUGAUGAAAAUUACGCUCCACAAUUAUAUAAUGAAAAUGUCAUUUAUUUGAUGUGGUGCAAUGACUUAAAGUAAAAUGGAAAAUGAAUGUCUGUAUGAGCUGGGUUUAAUGAAUGGCGCGCGCGUAACAAUUUCUCGGAAAUCAACCACUACCGCCGCCGCCAUUCAUCGUUUUACAAAAACGCAGCGCUUUGGAUUUUUUUAAAUGCAAUAUACAACGGAAGUGUGUAUGUCUGUGUAUAUAUAAUAUGUGUGUAUAUGUGUGUGUAUCAGAGAGCGGGCGUGCGGUAGCGGCUAAAAUUAUAGCGGAUGGUGAUCGUCGAUCGGUCGCCAACACGCGCCGGCUUUCAUCAUGAUGAGGUAACAUUUGUCUCUUACUUGUACUUAAUAGUUUAUCAAAUUAUAUAUCCAGUCAUACAUUCA
Messenger RNA from Nylanderia fulva, 1663 nucleotides. NCBI's taxonomy places the organism in Eukaryota, Metazoa, Arthropoda, Insecta, Hymenoptera, Formicidae. The record is from RefSeq and is a predicted model, not a curated record.